Hypanus sabinus (Atlantic stingray) is the source of this 3140-nucleotide messenger RNA. RefSeq lists its product as uncharacterized. The record is from RefSeq and is a predicted model, not a curated record. The transcript is spliced from 2 exons. NCBI's taxonomy places the organism in Eukaryota, Metazoa, Chordata, Chondrichthyes, Myliobatiformes, Dasyatidae. The coding region runs from base 153 to 2726 and encodes 857 amino acids.
AAGCAGACAGGCAGGCUCGUUUCCCCUCUCCAUACCUAUUCGAUAACUUCCCCAGCUACGAGGAAGAGAAUUUACCCUCGCGGCCCCGCGAUGAAGUCAAGAAUGAAAGAGCUGACAACCGAUAUACUUUGACACCAAAGUUACAAAGUUCGAUGCGAAGAGACGCGGAGGUUGAAUCCAGGAUGGCAAAUUCCAUGAGAAACGUGCGUUCUCAGUCAUAUGGGCGCCAACGUACUUCUCCAGCCCGCAUGCCGCUUGCAGCCGAUCCCACGCUGCAGUAUUUAGCACGACGGGAUCUCGUCACUUCGGGACUGUACCAGUUUGACGAUAAACCCGAAAAUUACCGUGCUUGGCUCUCCACAUUCACCAACGUGAUUGACGGGGUCCAGCUCAGUGCAACCCAAAGGUUGGACCUUAUGGCGAAAUGGCUGGGGAAAGAAUCACGCGACCAGGUGAGACGCAUGCGUUCAGUGUACAUCAACAAACCUGAGCUAGCCUUAAGCGAAGCGUGGGAGAGACUUUGGGAGAGAUAUGGGUCCCCCGACAUUAUUGAAGGGGCGCUAUAUCGACGUCUGGAAAACUUUCCUAAGGUGUCAGCCAAAGAUCACUUUAAGUUAAGAGAAUUCGGAGAUUUACUCAUGGAGAUCCGAGGCGCCAAAGAAGAUGGCUAUUCAGCUGGUUUAGUAUUCCUAGAUACUCCAUCCGGGAUUAGACCAAUUGUGGACAAACUUCCAUUUGGGCUGCAGGACAAGUGGCUGACUGUUGCCUCAGAGUACAAGGAAGACCACGAUGGUCGAUUUCCUCCCUUUGAGCUCCUCACUAGGUUUGUGUGCAAGGAGGCGAAGAGGCGAAACGACCCUAGCCUUGUAGGUCCAGGAAGCAGUUCGAUUUACACCAAGCCAGGCAGAUCCGUUUCGAAUGUUUUCAACAUUGAUAAACCCGUGUCAGUGCUCAAGACCGAAGCCCUUACGACUAACAACGACCCUGGCAAGUAUUGUCCAUUGCAUAACAAACCUCACCCCCUGAAAGCGUGCAGAAUGUUUAGGGAAAAACCCCUUGAAGAGAGGACGGCUCUUCUCAAGGAGGAAAGAAUAUGUUUUAGAUGCUGUUCCUCAACCUCUCACCUCGCCAGAGAGUGUACGAUCGCCGUGAAGUGUCCGGAAUGUGGCAGCCCAGAUCACGUCGAGGCCAUGCAUCCCGACCUGUCACCACAAACCGAGAGCGCUCCUUCACCCCCACAACAGGACGGCGGGGAGGGAGAGGCUCACUCUAGGUCAAUAGCUGUCAGCACGAACUGUACAGAAGUUUGCGGUCAAGCUCAGUCAAGUCGUUCUUGCUCCAAGAUCUGCCUCACUAAGGUGUACCCUAAAGGAGCCAAAGACAAGGCCAUCAAAGCCUAUGUGAUUCUGGACGAUCAGAGCAAUCGUUCACUAGUCAGUCCAGAGUUCUUUAAAUUGUUCAACAUUGAGAGUGAGCGGUUCCCAUACUACCUCAAAACUUGCUCAGGCAACAUGAAAACCCAAGGAAGGAAGGCAGAAGGCAUCCAGAUCGAGUCCCUGGAUGGUAAAGUCGUCAUCUGUCUCCCUCCGCUCUUAGAGUGCAAUGAAAUCAUGAAUAACCGCGCUGGGAUCCCGACACCAAGUGCGGUGCUACACCAGCCGCAUCUCCACCACAUCGCCAAACACAUCCCAGAACUGGAUCCGAAAGCGGAAAUACUCCUGCUAUUAGGAAGAGAUGUUAUCCAGGUACACAAGGUUAGGCAGCAGAUCAAUGGACCACUCAACGCCCCCUUCGCGCAACGUCUGGAUCUGGGCUGGGUGGUGAUAGGAGAGGUGUGUCUCGGUGACGUACACAAACCGACGGUCGGCACACUCAAGACCAAUGUGCUAGAGAGUGGCCGCCAUUCGAUCUUUCAACCCUGCCCGAGUGUCCCGUGCAUCAAGGAAGCACAACAAGGCGUUAACAAGCGCGAGGCAAGCGACGAGUCGCUGGGCCAGUCAGUCUUCGCUCUAACGAAGUAUGACAACAAACUUGCACAAUCAGCUCAAGAUACCAUUUCUUUAAAAACCAAAGACACCAAGGUCUUCAGAGAUGAAGCAAAUAAUGGGGUUGCCCCAUUGCCUAUCAGAGAACCAUGCCAGCGCUCACCAGAUAACAAAGAGCAGGCAGUCAAACGGUUCACGUCCUUACGGAAAACCUGGAAAAGGAAACCUGAGAUACAGCAACGCACCCGAUUGGCCCACGAGGUACUGUGCACCCUAAUGGCAGAGGUCACAGCCAUUAUAAACGCACAAUCAUUCCUACCUGUGUCUUCUGACCCAGAAAACCCCUUUAUACUUUCGCCAUCAAUGCUCCUUACACAGAAGGCAGGGGCACCUCCUCCACCAGGAGACUUUUCAGACAGGGAUCUGUACACAAAGCAAUGGAGACAAGUCCAGGCUCUGGCAAAUCAGUUCUGGUCCCGCUGGAGACAGAAAUAUCUACACUCGUUGCAACAGAGACGAAAGUGGACAGAACCCCGUAGGAAUCUUCAAGUUGGAGACUUAGUCCUGCUCAGGGACAAGCAAGCCACCCGCAACAGCUGGCCAACGGCCAGAAUCACUGCUACAUUCCCUAGCGGGGAUGGACAUGUCAGGAAGAUCGAAUUGAAGACUACCAACCAAGGCGAUGUGAAAAUUUACCAAAGGCCAGUUACAGAAGUUAUUCUACUUCUACCCAAUGACUGAUUAAGAGACUAAGUUUUGUACUCUGCUCAUUGUGACCUUACGAAGGUCAAGCGGGGAGUGUGCUGUCUUUACGACAGUUAUUUAGUUUAUAAUAUUUUCGCUUAGUAAUUCAUUCAAUAGUAUUUUCUAGUUAGAAUUAUAAGUGUUUAAAGUGUAUUCAUUGCAUGUAAAAUAUAUCGGCAUGCGAUGACGUCACAUCCGGUUUCGCCGCGUCUUGUGGGAAAACACCGGUUUGAAAUUAGCGCGAGGGUGGGGGCUUUCCACGAGGCUCACCUGAGCACAAGCAGUUUUGCAGGCAUGAGAAAUCACAGUGAGAGCAACGCUUUUUCACCAUAUGUUAAUGUGAAGAGUGAACAGUAAAUGGUUAAUCUUACUGCAAUCUGGUUCUUAUUAACUGUGGUUUAUCCGGACGUU